This is a messenger RNA of Salvelinus namaycush (lake trout), 1313 nucleotides long. RefSeq names its product pyridoxal kinase-like. Gene Ontology annotation, biological process: pyridoxal 5'-phosphate salvage. The coding region runs from base 167 to 1102 and encodes 311 amino acids. Gene Ontology annotation, cellular component: cytosol. The transcript has 11 exons. The record is from RefSeq and is a predicted model, not a curated record. NCBI's taxonomy places the organism in Eukaryota, Metazoa, Chordata, Actinopteri, Salmoniformes, Salmonidae. Gene Ontology annotation, molecular function: pyridoxal kinase activity.
UUCUGUGUGGGUUCCAUGUCCUUCAGUUUAGUGGCUGGAUUCUGAUUUUACCCUCACUGAAAACACCUUGGAUUGUGGACUCGGGAUCGCUGCUUUACGUGCAGCCCUGAACACAAAACCUGCGUUUGUUUUGCGCGGAUUGUGUAGCGUGUUUUAUUAUAACUUUAUGCACGAAAUGGAAUGCAGAGUAUUGUCAAUUCAGAGUCAUGUUGUCAGGGGAUAUGUUGGCAAUAAAUCGGCAUCAUUUCCGUUACAGGUGCUGGGGUUUGAGGUGGAUUCAAUCAACUCGGUACAGUUCUCCAAUCAUACAGGCUACUCCCACUGGAAAGGCCAGGUGCUGACUGCGGACGAGCUACACGUUCUCUACGAGGGGAUCAAGCUCAACAACGUCCACCACUACGACUAUGUUCUCACAGGGUACACUCGAGACACUUCCUUUCUGGAGAUGGUUGUGGACAUCGUACAAGAGCUGAAGAGGGCCAAUCCUAACCUUGUGUAUGUGUGUGACCCGGUGCUGGGGGACCAUGGCUCCAUGUACGUUCCUGAGAACCUGCACCCGGUCUACAAGAACAAGGUGGUGCCAGUGGCCGACAUCAUCACACCCAAUCAGUUUGAAGCGGAGCUCCUGACAGGGAAGAACAUUAGCACAGAGAAAGAUGCAGUGGAGGUGAUGGACCUGCUCCACAAGAUGGGUCCUGACACGGUGGUCAUCACCAGCUCUGACCUGCCCUCGCGUCUGGGUGACCGCUUCCUUGUGUCCCUGGGCAGCCAGAGGACGUUGAUGCCUGAUGGUACCAAGUCCACCCAGAGGGUCCGUAUGGAAAUCCCCAAGGUGGAUGCUGUGUUUGUGGGGACAGGGGACCUGUUUGCUGCGAUGCUGCUGGCCUGGACUCACCACUACCCCAAUGACCUCAAGACUGCGUGCGAGAAGACUUUCUCAGUGAUGCAUCACGUUAUCAAGAGGACCAUCUCCUAUGCUCACGAGUUAGCAGGGCCUGGCCGAAAACCCAGCCCGCCUCAACUGGAGCUGAGAAUGGUUCAGAGCAAAGCGGACAUUGAGGACCCCGCCAUCGUGAUGGAGGCUACUGUCCUAACCCUAUAGAGACUCCACCCCCCAUCUCCCACCACCCCCCCGCGCCACAACCGCACAAUGUAUAGGUGUUGUACAUUUUGAUCUGUAAUGUGACAUUGCCUUAGAAAUCUCUUACAGAGCACAACAUUUCCAUAUGAGGAGACUUAGCAGGGUAUGGAUGGACAGACGGGGGGUGAGCAGAGGAGGGGAAGACCUGAGUGGGUCGGGGUGGGGGCUACUG